Molecule: messenger RNA, 1147 nt
Organism: Phlebotomus papatasi
Lineage: Eukaryota; Metazoa; Arthropoda; Insecta; Diptera; Psychodidae
Gene: osi
Product: electron transfer flavoprotein regulatory factor 1
Exons: 2
Coding region: 165-419 (84 amino acids)
Biological process (GO): respiratory electron transport chain
Cellular component (GO): mitochondrion
Source: RefSeq, a predicted model, not a curated record
UAGUGUGAUAACGUUUGACAGUUUAAUGUCAAAAGAAAUUAGUUUAUUUUGAUGUGUUUUCUACACAGAAAAGAAAGUUUAUGUAAUAUAUUUGAGAAAGAACUAAUUACCUCUGUGCAAUUUUUAGUAAUAAAAGAGGGAAAGUUUGGAAAGUCCAAAAGAAAAUGAGCCAGAGCCAAAGGUCCAGAGUAAUUGAAAUUUACAAGAAGUUGCAGUACAUGGGCAGGGAGUAUCCAGGAGGUCCUGAGAAAUUUAGAACGCGGUGCCAUGCAGCUUUUGCCAGGAAUGCCGGAGAGACUGAUCCCCAGAAAAUUGAGGAGUUGAUUAAGAGGGGAGAAUUUGUUAUUGAAGAACUUAAAGCUCUCUACAGCCUUAGGAAGUACAGGGCUAUGAAGAGGAGAUAUUAUGAAGAUAAAUGACCCAAUAUUUUGUUAAAAGGCUAUGUGAUAAUCAAAAUAAACUGUUAAAUAUUUGUCAUAAUGUUUAUAUUUCUUUUUAGUAUAAUAUAUUUUACACCAGAGAAAAAACAAUCUACUUAUCAACAAAGUAAUAGUUUUCAUCAUUUUUUUUCAUGUCUUUCAUCUUACCUCAAUUUUUUUCUUCAUUUCUUGUAAUCAUAAAUUUAUAAGUUUUAAUGAUAAUUUAUUAUUGUUUAUAUUUUUUCUUUCAAUAAGUACAUAAUGUUUUUUUUGUUAUAUAUUCAUAUUUUUGGUAUAUAUAUUUUUUCAUUUUAAUUUUAUUUUCUUGCACAUUUAAAUUCUUCAUCACUGUGCUGCGCUACAUUUAAUAUUUGUGAGAUUUUUCAUUUCUUGUUUGUUUUCUUUAUCAAUCUUCUGGUUAUUUUGCAUUAUUUUUUGUAUCUUUUUGGUAAUACUUUUACAUUCCUCUUUAGCUUUAUUUUUUUUGCACCACAUUCGUCGGGAAAAUCGUUCACUUUUUUGUGUUUCUUUGUUUUUUGGUUUUAAUGGGAUGAUUUUUAAAGAAACGGUGAGUUUUCGGGGUUUCUUGUGGUGUUUAGCACGUAAAUCUAAUGCUUAUUUAUUUAAUUAAUUAAUGGAGAAUUAUUGUGAUUUUAAAAUCGGGAUAUCAGCAUGAGAUAAAAUGGCUUGAUAAGGAAAUAAUCUUGCACUUGUAAUUGUAUUUUUUU